Molecule: messenger RNA, 912 nt
Organism: Musa acuminata subsp. malaccensis (wild Malaysian banana)
Lineage: Eukaryota; Viridiplantae; Streptophyta; Magnoliopsida; Zingiberales; Musaceae
Source: RefSeq, a predicted model, not a curated record
AUGGAUUUGAGCUUCAAUCAUCUCUCCGGUACACUCUCACCGGACUGGGUAAGAUGGCACAAUCUGACGCGCUUGAGAAUCUCAAAUAACAACAUCACCGGAGUCAUACCCACCGAGUUUGGACAGUUGACGAAACUGCAAGAUCUGGACCUCUCUUCCAACUACCUACAAGGAGAGAUCCCAAAGAGCUUCGGCAGCUUAACCCUUCUCUACAAUCUGAGUUUGGGCAACAACCAACUCGUCGGCCAUGUGCCUCCGGAGUUUGGAAUGCUGUCCAAUCUUGAACUGCUUGAUCUCUCAUCCAACAACUUGGCAGGAAGAAUCCCAGAUCAAUUAGGCAAGUGCACGAAACUCCGAUCGUUGAAGCUUAACAACAACAACUUCAGUGGAACCAUUCCUUUGGCCAUUGGUAAUCUGGUGUACCUCCAAGUCACCUUUGACAUCAGCCAGAACUCACUAACAGGGGAGAUUCCAUUCCAACUCAGCAAAUCGAUGUAUCCUACAAUGAACUGGACGGCCCUGUUCCUGAUAGCCCAGCUUUCCGAAGAGCCCCGGCAGAGUGGUUUGCCCAUAACAAUGAUCUGUGUGGAGUUGUUCAAGGAUUGCCUCCAUGUGUUUCACCCGGUACUCCCAACAACAGACGACCGAAGCAAGCGCCACAAAAUUGUUAUAGGAGCCAUCAUUACUCCAACAACAAACAACAGACGACCGAAGCAAGCGCUUCCUGUGGCUCGAGUUGCAGAUGAAGUAAUUGCAGUCUUAACAGCGGCACUAAGUUGUGCCAACAACAGCCCAGAAUCGCGCCCAGCGAUGAAGCAAGUCUAUGAAAAUAUAUGUUCUGUCAAGACACCACAGGGCUGUGGAUCUCUUGAUGCGCUGAGGCUUUCCGACUUGAUGAAUGCAGACAUAUGA